AUGAGCAUUGACAAUGAGGCCUACGACGACAUCGAAGAGGAGAUUGUGCGGCAGCGAGUCCAUGCUGCUCGGACGCUCUUCCACCAACCGAGAGGAGAUAACGAUACUGUAAACUCUACACGCUCCCUAUACGACACAGACGUUAUCUACCAUAUGAUCCACGGUCGUCGAUAUUGCGGCGAAUACUAUAUGCCAAACGACGAGGAGGAGCAAACGCGCAUGCAAAUCCUCCAUGGAGUACACUACUCCCUCCUCUCAAAUAGCUUGACCACGGUGCCCCUCUCUUCCCCCACAAAGAUUCUCGAUGUUGGCACCGGACCAGGAGAUUGGGCCAUGGCCAUGGGAGAUGAAUACCCAGAUGCAGAAAUAAUCGGCACAGACAUAGCGAAGAUCCAGCCUAGUGCCGUGCCUCUGAACGUCUUCUUCGAGAUUGACGAUGCAGAAGAAGAGGGCGGAUGGACGUGGGCAGACGACGAAUUCGAUCUUGUCCAUUUCCGACAUAUGGCAGGCGCCUUUUCAGAUUGGUCUGAGGUCUACCGUGAAGCGUGCCGAAGUCUGAAGCCAGGUGGUUGGAUUGAGGUUCUUGAUUUUGAUAGCCAUGAUAGGACACUUUUGAGUUUCUUUGGCAAGGAUUCGGAGGUUGCGGAUUGGUUGAAGACGAUAAACGAGUGUGCCAAGAUGUCCGGGCGGCCUAGAGGAGUUGCCCAUCUUCGACCAGAGGUUUUUACUUCUGCAGGUUUCAUCGAUGUUCAUGUUACCGAGAAGACGAUUCCAAUGGGAGUUUGGCCUGAAGACAAGGAAGACAAGAAGCUAGGGAAACACUUCCUGAUCGCGCAGUUGUGCGGGGUUGAGUCGGUGUGUUUGAGGCCCUUUGCGGAGCAGAUGGAAUGGGAUGUUGAAAAGAUCAGAAAUCUUUGCGAUACCGUCACUCAGUCUAUCAGGGAGGUGGCCCUCGAUCCGAGCUCGAAUGGGUUGGGGUUCACGGUGCGGAUCGUCACUGCAAGGAAACCAGAUGGGAUGGAGGUAGAUGACCCUGACGAGGAAAGUGUCAGAACCACGACUAUGACGGGCUUAAAUGGCAAUUCUUGA
Messenger RNA from Mollisia scopiformis, 1089 nucleotides. RefSeq names its product putative Demethylmenaquinone methyltransferase. NCBI's taxonomy places the organism in Eukaryota, Fungi, Ascomycota, Leotiomycetes, Helotiales, Mollisiaceae. Gene Ontology annotation, molecular function: methyltransferase activity. The record is from RefSeq and is a predicted model, not a curated record. The transcript has 2 exons. Bases 1 to 1089 code for a protein of 362 amino acids.